AUAGUUCAUGUUACGUUGUUCCUAAGUAUAUAUCUGAAUAACCUCUUUUAUUCUUUUUGAACAUAGCUUUGCCACGUGUAUGUAUCGUUCUUAGAUUUUAAAAUAAAGAUAAAAAUCGUAUUUCAUCAAAUAUUUAGUUAUUACUUUUUUAUGUACUUAUAAUCAAAAUGCCUCCUAAAUUUGAUCCCAAUGAAAUUAAGAAAGUUUAUUUGCGAUGUGUUGGAGGUGAAGUAGGAGCAACUUCAUCUUUAGCUCCGAAAAUUGGCCCUCUUGGUUUGUCUCCAAAAAAAGUUGGUGAUGAUAUUGCUAAAGCUACCAGUGAUUGGAAGGGUUUGAAAAUUACUGUACAAUUGACAAUUCAGAACAGACAAGCUACAAUUUCAGUAGUUCCAUCUGCUGCAUCAUUAAUUAUUAAAUCAUUGAAAGAACCUCCAAGAGAUCGCAAAAGGCAGAAAAAUAUCAAGCACAAUGGAAAUUUAUCGUUUGAUGAUAUUGUUUCUAUUGCUCGAUCAAUGAGACCAAGAUCUAUGUCAAAGUAUCUUAGUGGUACUGUUAAAGAAAUAUUAGGAACUUGUCAAUCAGUUGGAUGUACAGUUGAAGGUAGACCACCUAGAGAUCUCAUUGAAGAGAUUAAUGGUGGAAAACUUCAAGUACCAGAUGAGUAAUAUGGCUUGUUUUGCUCAAUCGAACCAGUAACUCCAGAUGAUUCGAACCCGCGUGUGUUUGGUGUUCGGUGGAAUUUCUUACAGCUAAUUUAUGAUUUCACACAAAUUAACGCAAACUUUUAUGUUUUAAUAUUUUAUAUAUCUUUACAUAUAAAGAAAAAAAAUUAUUGAAUAUUAAAGUCUAUAUUGUUGUUUUCUAUGAAGCAAUUGCAUUAUUUCAUUAGUAAAUAAUUAUUAUUUAAUUAAUUCAUUAGUAAGAAUAGUUUAAAAAAAAUCUAAUGGUUCAUUUGUAUUCGAAGGUAUUUACUGUUCUGCAGAUUUUUUGUUGGGUACAAAUUGUAUACGGUAUAUUUUCCGAUUCUGUGCAUAUUAUCCAUUUGGAAUUUUCUGUAUCUUUUGCGAUAUCUUCAUUUCAAUUAUUGUUUUCACAUUCAUUAUCUAUUAUUCUUAUUUUUCAUCUUCUUAUACCUCUUAUUUCAUUUCCAUGUUCAUCAUGGUUUCCUCUAUCAUUAAUUUCUUUAUGAAUAGAAGUAAUUUCGUCAUUAAAUAACAAAAAAUCAAAUUCAUCUUUGCUUGAGUUAAUUUCAUUAACUUAUUUCAUGCUUACAAAACUCAAAAACUUUGAAAAUAAUAUUUCUAUUACCACGAUUAGUCAAAUUAGACCGAAGAUGUCGUCUGACCCGCAAUCACGAUCUAAUUUAAAAUAAAAAAUCUAGUCAUUUAACAAUAUUAUUCUACAUCUCAUAAGAUUAUACGUAAAGAGCUUAGAAAUCUUUAUGAAGCGAUAUUCUAAAAAAAUCAAACAUAAAUAAAUAUUGUCGCCGCAUCAAUGUAAGUGAUACCGGAGUCACCGCUGGAGUUACGGCAUUAACUCAAGUGAUGACAGAAAAUCACUGUUGGAAUGCAAAGGAUUAAAAUAUAUUAAGCUGAAAUUGAUAGCAGUUGGACAAACUAAGCAAAAUAUAACAAAUUUGAUAGUCAAAGUUUUAAUAUACAAUAUAUAUGUAUAUAAUAUUCUACAUGUAUUAUUAUAUAUAUAAUAUUUUAAUUAAUAAAUAUUGUAAAAAUUUUACAUUUUUACUGUUUCAGAUUUUUCAUAAGGAGUAAAAAUAAAACAUUUUUAAUAUCAAA
This is a messenger RNA of Apis cerana (Asiatic honeybee), 1796 nucleotides long. RefSeq names its product ribosomal protein L12 (gene RpL12). Lineage: Eukaryota; Metazoa; Arthropoda; Insecta; Hymenoptera; Apidae. Gene Ontology annotation, molecular function: large ribosomal subunit rRNA binding; structural constituent of ribosome. Gene Ontology annotation, cellular component: ribosome; cytosolic large ribosomal subunit. Gene Ontology annotation, biological process: translation. The record is from RefSeq and is a predicted model, not a curated record.